AUGACAAGUUGAGCAGUUUUUUUCUGUUUGUUCGAAUUUACAUUUUGCGAGAGAAAAAGAAUACCAAUUGAAACAGAGCAAUUGGGUGACGUAAAUACUUUGAAUUGCUAAAUAAAUACCACAAAAAAUGGAAGUGAUGCUUUAAAUUGUAUAAGCUGGUCACUUCACCGAGCAUCAUCAUCAUCACACACUUAUUUGAACCGACUCUCGCAUUUGAUUUUAUUUUAGCGUAUUUGUGUGGCAAUUGGCGGGAAGACUCUCGGAAACAGUUUAGUGUAGCAGUCUAGAGUCAGUUGACUUUGCAAUGCCAACAGAUCCAAAAAUUGACAGAGAAAGUGGCGCACAAAACAAUAAUAUUGGUGCGAUUAAGCCUGAAAUUGAGCCGUUAUCAUGGAAAUUUUGGCAAAAAAGGCGAUAUAUCGUCGUAUUGAUGGCGUUUCUAGGAUUUUUCAAUGUAUAUUCAUUGCGAGUUAAUUUAAGUGUUGGUAUUGUUGCAAUGACAGAAUACCGAACCGUUUACUAUCCAAACGGAACAGUUGGAUAUGAGCAAGAGUUUGCAUGGGAUUCAAAAGAUCGUGGACUAAUUUUGAGUUCGUUUUUCUGGGGCUACAUUCUGACACAGUUCAUAGGCGGGCUACUGGGUUCUAAAAUUGGCGGAAAUCUCGUGUUUGGAAUUGGUAUCGCGGUGACAUCCAUUCUAACGUUGCUCACACCACUGGCGGCCAAAGCUGGUGUUGGCUCUUUGGUAGCUGUCCGAUUGAUUGAAGGCAUUUUUGAGGGCGUUACAUUUCCAUGCAUUCAUGCGGUUUGGUCACGAUGGGCACCGCCACUUGAACGAUCUCGAAUGGCAACUAUCGCUUUUGCUGGCAAUUACGCGGGAACAAUUGUUUCAAUGCCGGUUAGCGGAAUUCUGGCAAAUGAAUUCGGCUGGGAAAGUUGUUUCUACGUUUUCGGGGCUAUUGGUUGUGUUUGGUACGUGUUAUGGAUUAUAAUUGUUCGUGAAAGUCCGGAUAAGGAUAAAUACAUAUCAAAGGAUGAGUUGCGUUACAUUCAAGACAGUUUGGGAUCAAAUACAAAAGCAAGUAUCAAACAUCCGUGGAAGGAUAUAUUUACAUCGAAAGCGGUAUAUGCAAUCAGUGCCUCACAUUUUGCGGAAAAUUGGGGCUUUUACACAAUGUUAACACAAUUGCCAAGUUUUCUUAAAGAUACUCUGGGUUAUAAAUUGGAAAAGGCUGGUUUUCUGGCGGGCGCUCCAUAUUUGGCAAUGGGAAUUUUACUUGCUAUUGCUGGAUAUUUGGCAGAUAUUUGCCAAGUCAAGGGUUAUUUGACAACUACACAAGUGCGGCGAUAUUUCAAUUGUGGAGGAUUUUUGGCUCAAACGGUUUUCUUGAUGACAGCCGCAUAUUUGAUGAGUCCAACUGGAACGAUCGCUUGUAUUAUUAUAGCCAUUGGACUGGGGGCAUUUUCUUGGUGUGGUUUUGCUGUUAAUCAUCUGGAUAUAGCUCCGCAACAUGCUAGUGUUCUAAUGGGCAUUUCCAAUACGUUUGGCACCAUUCCUGGGAUCGUCUCUCCAACCUUAACCGGUUUCAUUGUUUUGAACUCAUCAGCGGAAGAAUGGCAAAUUGUUUUCAUGAUUUCAGCCGGUGUAUAUUUGUUUGGUUGUGUUAUUUAUUGGAUGUGGGCAACUGGCGAGGUACAACCAUGGGCUCAAAAAACAUCAUCUAGUGAAAGUAAACCAAAACCAGCCGAUACUGCAACAUAUGUUGGCUAUGCGAACGAAGGUCUCGAAAUGAGUGAAUAAAACAUUCAAUCGAAUUACAAAAUUAUGCAAAUUUUAGCCUAUAGGAUAUUUUAUAGUUUCGGUCAUAAGAAAAAGAAUAAAUAAAUUUUCCCGUUGUCAUAUGGUAGAAUUAUGAUGCUA
Molecule: messenger RNA, 1921 nt
Organism: Contarinia nasturtii (swede midge)
Lineage: Eukaryota; Metazoa; Arthropoda; Insecta; Diptera; Cecidomyiidae
Gene: MFS9
Product: vesicular glutamate transporter 1
Exons: 11
Coding region: 305-1801 (498 amino acids)
Biological process (GO): monoatomic anion transport; transmembrane transport
Cellular component (GO): plasma membrane
Molecular function (GO): transmembrane transporter activity
Source: RefSeq, a predicted model, not a curated record